This is a messenger RNA of Metopolophium dirhodum (rose-grain aphid), 2574 nucleotides long. RefSeq lists its product as uncharacterized. The coding region runs from base 336 to 2186 and encodes 616 amino acids. Lineage: Eukaryota; Metazoa; Arthropoda; Insecta; Hemiptera; Aphididae. The record is from RefSeq and is a predicted model, not a curated record. The transcript has a single exon.
CAAGAUACAAUUAUGAAGAUUAUAAUUAUGAGAUUAAGCAAAAAUUUCAACAGUCUUAUGAAAUUGCAAAACAACGUAUAGUGAAUACAAAAGAAAAUACAAAAGGUCGAUAUGAUAGUAAGGUUAAUCCACUUAGGUUAAAAAUAAAUGACAAAGUAUGGCUUAUGGAAAAACAACAAAAAAUAAAUUAGCACAAAAAUGGUUAGGUCCGUAUGUAAUAGCAGAAAUAAAUAAUAAUGAAAAUGUAACAAUCAUUAGAGGAAAAAAAUUAGUUAAAGUACAUAGAAAUCUAUUAAAACUAUGUAAUCAAUAACAUAAAAAUAAGUAGUAAACCAAUGAUAUCUUAUUAUUACAGGAUAUUAAUCAUACAACCUAUCAUGGCAACAAAUUUAACAGAAAAUUAUCGAAUAAAGGAAAUUGAAUCAGCAUCAGGAAUUUUUUUUAAUCAUUUGACAAAAAUAAAAACAACAAAUUCAAAGUGGAAAUUAUCAGUCUAUGUGAAUUUAACCACGUAUGAUGGUAAUUUUGAACGAAUUAAGAAAUUUCAAAAGGAAACAAUAAAACAUUGUUUAAAAAUUGCAAAAAACACAGAAAUAGUUCCAAUAGAGCACUUGGUAAUUUGGUCGUAUUUAUGCGAGCAAUUUAAUACAACAACAACAUCAUAUAUCCAUGAUAUAGAGAAAACGCGACAACAGAUAAACUAUGCCGUUAGUAGAAACGAACGCUAUAGAAGAGGAUUGAUAAACGGAAUUGGUAGAUUAUCAAAAACAUUAUUUGGAAUAUGUUCGGACGAAGAUUAUGAAUUUUUUGAUAAGAAAAUAAGUGAAAUAAGCGAAAAACAAAUUAGGGUUAUUCACGAUAUGCGACAGCAAACGCGAAUAGUACAGUCAACAGUACAUGAUGUAGACCGAGCAAUGGUGAAGAUACAACAAACUGAAACAGCGAUAAUAAGUAAUAUAAACAAGUUGGAAAGUAAAGCAAACCAAGUAGGUAAAUUGAUUAAUGAAAUGGAAGUUAGACAAAUAAUGAAUGAACAAACUGAGGAAUUAAAUGUUUUGUUAACACAACAUUCAUUCCAAACUCACAAUCUAGUAGCAAUAGUAAAUACAGCACAAGUAGGUCAUAUGUAUUCUAGCAUUAUUUCGGCGACAGAUUUUUUAGCAGAGUUACAACAAGUGAGAAUACAAUUAGAUUCGAGAGAGAACUUCGCUGAACAAGUCACAAUACAGAAUGUACAUAAGUUAAUGAAAAUGAGUAACUUACAAGUAAUAAGAGUAGCAGAUACAUUGAUAUUCAUAAUAGCCAUUCCGAUAGUCGAUACAAGGGAAUACCGCCUAUACAAAUCAAUACCAUUGCCUAUAAAACAGAAAAAGUCAGUAUAUGCGUUAAUUCAACCAACGAAUAAAUACUUGGCCAUGUCAGAGGAUAAUGUGUAUUCAAUAUACAUAGAUGACAUAGAGUUAAGCAAAUGCAUACAUAUGCAAGAAUAUUAUAUUUGUUCGAACACUCAGACGCACUAUAUUCAAGAAACGGACAAUUGUGAAGCGAAAUUAUUUAGUAGUCAGGAUAAAGAUGUAAUUCCAAAAGCAUGUGAAAUAAAAAUUACACGUAUUCAAAAAUUAGUGAUACACAAGUUAGAUAACGAAAAUGUUUGGUUGUACACGGCAGAACAACCAACGACAAUCAACAUUGAUUGCGCGAGUGGAGAGCCAGUGUUGCAAACCUUGCAAAACACAGGUACAAUCUCUCUCACGUAUCCGUGUCGUGCGAUAACAAAAGAGUAUGAGCUAACCCCCACCAGAUCAAUAGUAACGAAAACAUCGUAUGAUUUCAUUCCGAGAGUGAACAUAACGGCUAAUAUGAAACAAUAUCAAACUAAUAGGAUACAGGAUGAUUUUCCAAAAAUAAAUAAUUCAUAUUAUCCCGAUUUUCAUUCAUUAGCAAAUAACGCAAAACAAUUAGAUUUAUUAUUACAGUCACAAAUAGAUGAUAGUAUAGAAUAUGUAACUGUAUCUAAUAUAACAUACGUAACAGUAGGAAUAGGUAUAGGUAUAUUAGUGUUAAUAAUUGUAAUAAGUAAGAUAAGUUUUAAACUGUAUAAACAAAAUAAAGUGUCAAUGAGUUAUAUAAAAGCAUUGGUCAAUACAAAAUCAGUAGACGACAUACAAUGCGUAGAAAUUAAGUAGAUUUAAGAUAUAAUUAUAUAAUGAUUUAUGAAUGUAUAAAAUAUUUAUUUUUAUGAGGAAAAAAGAAUGUAAUAAGAAAAUUGACUCAUGAGGACAUGAGCUUUCAUUCAACAAGGGGAGUGUUAUGAUUUGGUAUUAUUAAACAUAGGAAGUAAGUAAGGAUGUAGCAGUUAGUAAACAAAUUAGAAAUGUAGUAUUUAUAAAACAUUUAGAAUUAUGAAAUGAAAUGAUUAUUGUAAAUUAGUGUAAACAGGUACAAUCCCGAAACUGCGAGUAAGCACUUUUUAUAUAGGAGGGAUUGUCCUACAGAAGUUUAGAUAUAAGGAACGUUAAGAUUGUAAGACAGGCAGUGGAGAAUGGAGAUAGUGCCAUUGACUGUACAUGUUCA